UGUGUAAAUAAAGAAAAAAGAGGAAAUAAAUAUUGGGCCUGCUCAAAACUCUAUAAGCCCACCUUCUACUGCUCUCCGGUGUGUCGCCUUUUCAACCGCCGGCUCCUCUCUCGCAACCGCCCCAUCUCCGCCCGAUGCCGGUUGCAGAAGUGAACUUUUCCGUUCAAAUUUGCGGCCAUACGAAAUGAGUUUGACCAAGUAUUGUCUAAUUUAACCGUCCGAGAUGUUGGGUUAUUAGGGGCAUUCCGAGGUUUCAAUUAAUUUACAUCGUUUCAGAGAUAUGCCACUGCAUUGGCCAAGGCUCCGGCGCACACAACAAUGGCAACUCUUCGCUAUUCGAAUAUUCUCCACUCAUAUCCCUCCAGAACUCCGUUUUGUCAAUAAAAAGAUAACAGAAAUGAUCCGCGGGGGCCGUAUUGAAGAUGCAAGAGCCCUGUUCGAUAAAUUGUCCAACCGAAACACCAUCACUUGGAAUUCAAUGCUCAGCGGGUAUGUGCAGCGCCGCGAGCUCGCUAGAGCACGGAAGCUGUUCGAUGAAAUGCCUAAGAAGGACGUUGUUUCGUGGAAUUUGAUGAUUUCGGGAUACGUGUCGUGUCGUGGUUGGAGGCAUCUAGAGGAAGGUAGAUCACUGUUCGACGAAAUGCACGAAAGGGAUUUUGUUUCUUGGAAUACUAUGAUUAGUGGGUACGCCAAGAAUGGAAGAAUGGAUGAUGCUUUGAGGUUGUUCGACUGUAUGCCGGAGAAGAAUGUGGUCACCUGGAAUGCCAUGAUUACGGGGUUCUUGAAUAACGGUGAUGCAAAGAGAGCUUCCGAUUUUUUCAAAAGAAUGCCGAGACGAGACGCGGCAUCUCUCAGCGCCCUUGUCUCUGGUUUGAUUCAGAACGGUGAUUUGGACGAGGCUGAAAACGUCGUAUUAGAAUAUAUGAAAACGUGCGAUAGAAAAGAGGAUCUAAUUCAUGCUUAUAAUACAUUGAUUGCUGGGUAUGGUCAGAAAGGAAGGGUAGCUGACGCUCAACGCCUAUUCAAUCAGAUGGGGUUUGAAAAAAACGUGGUUUCGUAUAAUUCGAUGAUUAUGUCCUAUGCGAAAGCGGGUGACAUGUCAUCCGCAAGGGAGCUGUUUGAUCAGAUGAACGAUCGAGAUAAUGUUUCGUGGAAUACUAUGAUUAGUGGUUAUGUUCAUGUAUCGGAUAUGAAAGCCGCAGUAAAGCUCUUCUACGAGAUGGCAACUCCAGAUGCCUUAUCUUGGAACUCGAUAAUAUCAGGGUUUGCACAGGCAGGAAAGAUGGAACUCGCGCUCGACUAUUUCCAGAUAAUGCCUCAGAAGAGCCUAGUUUCUUGGAAUACCAUAAUAGCUGGAUACGAAAAAAAUGCGGGUUUUAAGGAAGCUAUCGAACUGUUUGUUCGAAUGCAAGCGGAAGGAGUGAAACCGGAUCGGCACACUCUGUCUUCACUUCUCAGCAUUUGUGCCGAAUCGGCAGAUCAGCAUUUCGGCAUGCAAAUACAUCAAUUGGUGACGAAGAUAAUCAUACCAGACUCCCCUUUAAAUAAUUCCCUCAUUACAAUGUACGCGAGAUGCGGGGCAAUAUCCGAGGCGAGGACUGUUUUCGAAGAAACGAAGUUUCGGAUCGAUGUCAUCUCUUGGAAUGCCAUGAUAGGUGGGUACGCAUCUCACGGGUUUGCCAAGGAGGCUCUUGGACUUUUUGAAUCAAUGAAAAGCUUUAAAGUGAGGCCAACUUAUAUCACAUUUAUAUCAGUUUUGAGUGCUUGCGCUCACCGCGGUCUAGUGGAAGAAGGAAAAUCGUAUUUUAAAUCGAUGAUUUGUGAUUUUGGAAUCGAACCGAGAGUGGAGCAUUUUGCCUCGCUCGUGGAUGUUGUUGGUAGAUGUGGACAGGUUGAGGAGGCCAUGGAUAUCAUUCAUCGAAUGCCUAUUGAGCCAGACAAGGCUGUGUGGGGGGCGUUGCUGGGGGCUUGUAGGGUCCACGGCAAUGCUGAGCUGGCAAGAGUUGCUGCCGAAGCAUUGAUGAGGCUGGAACCGGAAAGCUCUGGGCCUUAUGUGUUGCUGUACAAUAUGUAUGCUGAUGCUGAGAGAUGGAGCGAUGCAGAUGAAAUUAGGGUUAUGAUGGAGAAGAACAACAUCAAAAAGGAACGAGGUUAUAGCCGAGUGGAUUCCAGUUGCUCGUAAUAUGUUUGUGCUCUCGUUUCGAAACUGUCUCGGAAGAUGUUUGAUCGAGUUGAACGAUCAAACAAGUGGAGUCAUUGAUCUCCGAGCUGUGCAUUUUUCUGAUGGUCCGAAGGAAUGGUUUAUCGGUUAGAUAGCAGUUGGUGCGGUCCGAAACUGGAGGUAGAAACUUGAUACCACCAAUUCAAAGAAGGGGCUUUCGUGGAUCAAUCACUGGUCAAUCUCAGAGAUCUUAUCGGCCGGCAAACCGCAUAAGGUACUUAAUUAACGAUUCUUCAAUUUUGGUGUGGUCACAUAAUUGGUUCGUCAUCAUAUUUCUUGGUGAAGAACAUCCGUUUACCCUAAAGUUGUAAAGUUCACAAAUAUAUCUACACCAUUUGUUCGAAAACAGGCUUAAAAGCAGAAGAAAUGAAGUUGUCCGAAGCCAAUGUAUAUGUUAUGUUUGCCUUCA
Messenger RNA from Erythranthe guttata (spotted monkey flower), 2630 nucleotides. Lineage: Eukaryota; Viridiplantae; Streptophyta; Magnoliopsida; Lamiales; Phrymaceae. The record is from RefSeq and is a predicted model, not a curated record.